AUGCCUUUUCGGACGACGAAGACGGUCAGCGAAAUUCGCCUGGGCUUGUCGUCCGUUGUCAUUCAUUCUGGCCGUGAUGCAUCCGACGAGAAUGCACCUUUCAACUAUAGGCUAACGCAAAAACGUGACGCGCCGUGUGGUCUGCGUCGUAGUCGGAACGGUAAUGCGGCAGACCAGGCGUCUGGCAGAGAGGUUCAGCAGCCGCGACGCUGA
Messenger RNA from Soboliphyme baturini, 213 nucleotides. Lineage: Eukaryota; Metazoa; Nematoda; Enoplea; Dioctophymatida; Soboliphymatidae. The record is from the annotation of a GenBank genome assembly.